AUUUGGCAGGCGGUCAGGAAGUGCAACUCAGUUUCCAUCUCAUUUUGUUGACAGUGUGCACUCUCUCUCUCUUUCUCUUUAUCCCUCUCUGCAUAGAUGUCCGCCGGUGCAUUUAACAGAACGUACAGAGAACGGGGAGAAGACAAUUCCCUCGCCGCAAUUACUAGAGAUUGUAUUGGAGCUGAUCGUACCGUCAGUCAGCAUCCUGUGUCUGAGUUCGGGACAGUUGCCGCUGUAGCCUUUAAAAAACACUCUGCUCUGCGUUUGUGAGCAAACUUAGGUUUUGGCAAAGAAGACUGGAUUCUACGCGGAACACCUUUGUAAAAAGAACCGGAAUAUAACGGACGAACGAAAUAGAGGAGAAUGGGGGAAUAAUCAAUCUGAUUAAACGUUCCGGAAGUAGCCUAAACAUAUUUAUAUAUUUUUUAAUUCCUUGACAGCUUUCUCCGUUUAUGACACCAGCGUCAUAUAUUUAAUUUUUUAAUUUUCUAUUCUUACUAAUGAUGACAACUAGUGGUGGUGCGAACUGAAUUGAGGAACUAUGUGGCCAGUGUGACUCAAUUACACAUUCUCUGGCAAAAUUGUUCCUCCUCAUUUUUGGGGAGUGGGACACCAGACUUUCACUAAAACCUCAAUAUGCAUGAUGUGUCCAAACCAAGGUCCACAUUCUGCCCAGUAAUGCAGGCUCAAAAAUGACUUUUCAACCAAUAGAUCUAGAUUCAUAUCCUCCUAAGGAUCGAACGACAGAACACCAUGCGCAGGCUUAAAGAAGAGUUCCAAUGGCUCUGCGAAUUCCACAAAGGAAUAUGAGGACUUAUCCACUCUGUCUUUCUGAGAUACUAGCAGCACCAGACAACAGGACCGACCAGGCUAACGGCACGAUGACCGUCGAAGCCAUCUACAUCGUGAUGGAGGUGAUCAUCGCAGUGACUUCGGUGAUCGGAAACGUGAUGGUUAUCUGGGCAGUGCGGAUCAACCGUUCGAUGCGAGACACCACCUUCUGUUUCAUUGUGUCUCUGGCUCUGGCGGACAUUGCGGUGGGGGCUCUGGUCAUCCCGCUGGCCGUCACCAUCAACAUCGGUUUCAAGAUGCACUUCUACAGCUGCCUGCUGGGCACGUGCAUCGUGCUGGUGCUCACGCAGAGUUCCAUCUUCGCGUUGCUGGCCAUCGCUAUCGACCGUUACCUGAGGGUGAAAAUACCCAUGAGCUACAAACAUGUGGUGACACGGCGGCGUGCAGGAACGGCGGUGGUGGUGUGUUGGAUGGUUGCCAUAGUGGUUGGCCUGACGCCCAUGCUGGGCUGGAACAACCGGCAGGGUCUCCAUGACAAUGUCUCCCAGGUGACCCAUGACUUCUUAGUGAUGUGUAAGUUUGAGAAAGUCAUCAGCAUGGACUACAUGGUCUACUUCAACUUCUUCGGCUGGGUGCUGCCGCCCCUCGUCCUCAUGCUGCUCAUCUAUGCUGAGAUAUUCUACAAGCUACACCACCAGCUCAACAAGAAGGUGAUGGAGAGCCAAACAGACCGUAGCCAUUACUACAGUAAAGAGCUGAAACUAGCCAAGUCAUUGGCUCUGGUCCUCUUCCUGUUUGCCAUCAGCUGGCUUCCUCUAAACAUCCUCAACUGCAUCACGCUGUUUAGCCCGAAUGGUGACAAGCCCGCGCUUCUCAUCUACAUCGCCAUCCUGCUCACACACGGCAACUCCGCUGUGAACCCCAUUGUCUACGCAUUCCAGAUCAAGAAGUUCCAGAAUGCGUUCCGGAAGAUCUGGAAGCAGUAUGUGCUGUGUAGGGACCCGGUAGGCAAGCUGCCCCAGAGAGGGAGUCAGAGGUGCCAGAGCAGAUUGGAGAGGAUGUUGAGGGCGAACGAUGAUGACAAUUAAGUCUGAUCUGGUGAUGAAGGUCACAGGGGGCACGGGUCUGUCGCAUCCCGCAAUGUGUGUGUCGUGUGUUGUUUGUUAACCAUCUGUCAAUGAUGGCUUUUCAGUGGUGGGGUGUUGGACUGAUCUUGUUGAUCGCGUAUAUACUCGUUAUUAACUUUUACUGCCUCUGAAACCCGGAUCCGGGAUCCCCCCCCACCCCCCCCCCCCCCACACUGAUUAGCAUCGCUAGCAUAGCGUCACAUUUAAAUAGUAGCAUCUAAAUAUCAUUAAAUCACAAGUCCAAGACACCUAAUGAAAGAUACAGAUCUUGUGAAUCAAGUCACCAUUUCAGAUUUUUAAAAUGUUUUACAGGGAAGACAAAAUAUGUAAAUCUAUUAGCUAACCAUGUUAGCAAAAGACACCCUUUUUCUUUGUCCACCAUUUUUUCUCAACACCAGUAGCUAUCACCAAUUCGGCUAAACUAAGAUAUUGAUAGCCACUAACCAAGAAAAAAGCUCAUCAGAUGACAGUCUGAUAACAUAUUUAUGGUAUAGGAUAGGUUUUGUUAGAAAAAUGUGCAUAUUUCAGGUAUAAAUCAUAGUUUGCCAUUGCAGCCACCAACACAUCUCACCAAAGCGACUAGAAUUACUAUAGAGAGCAACGUGUAUGACCAAUUUACUCAUCAUAAAACAUUUCAUAAAAAUAGACAAAGCAUAGCAAUGGAAAGACACAGAUCUUGUGAAUUCAGACAACAUUUCAGAUUUUCUAAGUGUUUUACGGCAAAAACACAAUAAAUCGUUAUAUUAGCAUACCACAUAUGCAAACGUUACCAGAGCAUAGAUUCUAGCCAAAGAGAGCGAUAACGUAAACAUCGCCAAAAGAUAUAAAUUUUUUCACUAACCUUUUCAGAAUUCUUCCGAUGACACUCCUGUAACAUCAUAUUACAACAUACAUAUAUUGUUUGUUCGAAAAUGUGCAUAUUUAGCCAUAAAAAAACGUGGUUAUACAAUGAAAAUAGUAGCAAAUCAAGCCUGAACAUGUCGGACGCCAUCUUUCAUAGUGAUCUAGUUUAAUUGAAAGCUAAUCAUAUACUUGACUAAAAAAUACAGGGUUGACAGGAAUCGAAAGACAAAUUAGUUCUUAAUGCAAUCGCUGAUUUACAUUUCUAAAAUUAUCCUUACUGUGCAAUACAGGGUUCGCCAAGCGAAGCUAUAGCAAACAAAAUGGCGGAUUAUGCGUUUAAAAUAUUUCGACAGAACAACGAUUUAUCAUAUUAAAUAUUUCUUACUAUGAGGUGAUUUUCCAUCAGAUUCUUGGGCAAUGCAUCCUUUCUUGGGUCUAAUCUU
Molecule: messenger RNA, 3205 nt
Organism: Salvelinus fontinalis (brook trout)
Lineage: Eukaryota; Metazoa; Chordata; Actinopteri; Salmoniformes; Salmonidae
Product: adenosine receptor A1-like
Exons: 3
Coding region: 780-1880 (366 amino acids)
Biological process (GO): G protein-coupled adenosine receptor signaling pathway
Cellular component (GO): dendrite; synapse; membrane
Molecular function (GO): G protein-coupled adenosine receptor activity
Source: RefSeq, a predicted model, not a curated record